Molecule: messenger RNA, 249 nt
Organism: Neolamprologus brichardi
Lineage: Eukaryota; Metazoa; Chordata; Actinopteri; Cichliformes; Cichlidae
Source: RefSeq, a predicted model, not a curated record
UGUGGAGGAGGCUACAUGACCAAUGCCUUCCAGUAUGUGAAUGAAAAUGGAGGUAUUGACUCUGAAGCGGCCUACCCAUAUGUUGGACAGGAUCAGACCUGCCGCUACAAUGCAUCAGGCAUGGCAGCCCAGUGCAAAGGCUACAAGGAGAUCCCAGUGGGUAAUGAGCGCGCGCUGGCUGUUGCACUCUACAAAGUUGGUCCAGUGUCUGUGGGCAUCGAUGCACAACAGAGCAGCUUCCAAACUUAA